AUCUGUGUGACAGCACAAGCCCCGCUCCAGCGUUGCCGCAAUGCUCCUGUCUGUUCUCCAUCGACCAGCUUCCUGCUAAAGGUCUGAAUGUCACAGUGAAGAUAAGACUGGGGAAGCAGAACCUUGUUGAGAAACUAAUGCUAACUGACUGUUCAGACAUCACUGGACCACCUACCUCUGCCCUGUGUUCUCAGUGCAUGACAGCUGGAUGUAGCUGGAGUAAUGAUGCUUGCUCCUGGAAACCUAGGUCUGCCAACUCAGACCCCAUACAGGACGUGUGCAGACUCAGCCAGUCAGGGAUGAACUACUCUGAGCCAGUGAUCUUCUCCAUAAUGCCCAGCGUUCUGUCCUUCCAUGGGAGAAACCACGCCCUGAUGACUGGGAAGAACCUGGAUCACGUGAUCAGGGUUCGCAUCCAAGGGGACAUGAACUGCAGUUCCAAGGAGUCUCCUGUGUGGAACCACACUGGGUCCAGUCUGACGUUCCACAUCCCCAGUGGAGACAAAGGUUCUGUCAGUGUGUGUGCCGUGCUGCCAGACGGUCGCUGUCUGGGCAAGGCCACUGUCACCUAUAGGUCCUCACCGUCCUGCACUGGGCUAACACCAAGCACUACCUGGUAUAGUGGGAAAAGGAGGAUCAUGGUCCUGGGGUCCCAUCUGGAGUUUGUGGAGGGGGUUGUUCAUGACCACGCCCCUCAGACCAUCCGAACCAACUACAGCUCAGGGUCUGUGUGGUACCACACACCUCCUUUUGAACACAUUCACCAGCCAGUCACCUCCACUGUGUCUCUGAGAGUGGCCAAUCAGACACUGGCCUGCUCAUCACAGCUCACCUACCAUCCCGACCCAGAAUUCACCAGGUACACUGCAAUCAAGACAGGAAACAACCUGCGUGUCACCAUUGAGAAAAGGGCUGACAAGUUGGACAUCACCACAGCAGAGAUCUCAGUGUUGGGUGUUCAGGAGGAGAACCAGUAUGUAGAGUGUGUCCUGGACCCCAACGAGACGAGCAACAGGACUGACUCUGUCAUCUGUGAGAUAAAGAACACUCCCAGCACUAACAUCAAGUCACUGAGGAUAAGAGUUGGCACAAUAAACCUUGAUUCAACACACACUGUACUGCCAAGCCUCUUUCUGCUUAUAGCCAUCAUCAUUAUAGUCAUCGUUGUAUUCCUUAUCCUGCUGGGGAUUGCAAUGGCCAACCUUAUUUUUCAAUUCCUUGAGCUGCAUGACUGACAACGUCUGGAAGGAACCUGCAUUAUCUGAGGUCAACAGACUGUCCUUUGAGGCUUUGCAAGUUUGUUGGCAAGGUGGUUGAUCUUACUCCAGUGUAAAUCGCCUUCUCCAUCAUUAUUUUUGGAUCAAAGAUGUCUUAAAUGUUUUGAAAUUGGAGAAAAUAAAAUGUAGUCUACGGUGAACCUCUUGUAAAUUCUACAAAAUGUCAGCCUUCCUGUACUUGCUGUCAUUCCUCCCCACUCAACAGUUAACUGCCUGCACUUGUUUUGCCUGUAAUUUAUAUUGUUUGUAUUAUCCUGACUUAAUAUAAGACUGUGUGCCACUAUCAUAUGUACCUUUUUGUUUUACCAUGUUACCAUAUGUUUUUAUGUAUAA
Messenger RNA from Coregonus clupeaformis (lake whitefish), 1610 nucleotides. RefSeq lists its product as uncharacterized. Lineage: Eukaryota; Metazoa; Chordata; Actinopteri; Salmoniformes; Salmonidae. The record is from RefSeq and is a predicted model, not a curated record. The transcript has 12 exons. The coding region runs from base 138 to 1235 and encodes 365 amino acids.